This is a messenger RNA of Kogia breviceps (pygmy sperm whale), 2957 nucleotides long. The record is from RefSeq and is a predicted model, not a curated record. Lineage: Eukaryota; Metazoa; Chordata; Mammalia; Artiodactyla; Physeteridae.
UGGCCGGAACUGAGAAGUCAGCCAAAAAUAAGAGAAAAAAGGGAUUUUUUCUAAACGUUCAGAUACUUUCCCUAGACAACAAGUUAAGUGUUGUGUUUUUGUGAUAUUGUCUUUUUUCCAUGGGAUUUCUGAUACCACCAUUCUCUCCCCCAAAAAAGCAAAGAGCGCUCUUAAGGGCUUCUUUUUAGUUAUAAACGGGGUCAAAAUAACCCAAAGAGGAAAACAACUGAUUUUAUUUCACGAAAGUUUGGAAAUUGAAGAUGUAUACGAGGUACUGAUGUCCAGCGAGAUCAGUACAAAAAUGGAACGAAUGUAAAUUAAACGCGAGCAAAACAUGUUUGAAAACAUCUUGGUGGCAUGGCUGGUGGCGUAUAACGGCCGUUCCUGUCCCUGCAGAAUUAAGGUGAAAAGCACGGGAGCCCAGAUCCUGAAGAAGUCUCACAUUGAAGGCAUUGCUUCCUCGUUAGCCUCGCAGAACGAGGUUGCUGCCGCGCCCCUGGAGGAGCUGGCCUACAGGCGGUCGCUCCGCGUGGCUCUGGAUGUUUUGAAUGAGAGAACCCGUCCGCGUCAGGAAAGCUCUUCCAGGGAAGAGAGGACCACUCGGGCUCUGAGAGCGAAGCCCAUGGAACCGGCCUCCUCGCUCUGCAACCCCGGCCCUUCGCCUUUGCUCCACGAAGACGCGUCGGGCAGUCCUGGGCACACGAGGAGGGAACGUGCGCCCCAGAGGCUGUCCGGCCUGCCCGCUUGCAAGGAGGACCCCGGGUGCAGAGUGGACCACAAGAAGGGGCUCGGGAGAAGGGGAGGCCUGCGCGCCCCAGCUGUCUCCUUGGCCGGCAGUGGUGCUCAGGACGGACGGGGACCCAGAAAACACCGGGCAGACCGGACGGUGAACCGGACAACGACCCCGAGUAAAUGGGAGAGGAACCCGGCACGGGGGCCCAGCUGGGGUCAGGAAGCGCCUCCGUCCUCAGAGGGAGCUGGGGAGGAAGAGAGUGAGACCGGGGCCGGGCCGGCAGCCCUGCGCUCGCCUCCCGGAGGCGGGGCCGAGGCUCCUCCUGGCGGCCCCGGUGCCCGCGGCCACCCUGCGCAGCACCUGUGCCUGUACGGCGGCCAGAGGCCGGGGCCCCGCAUGGCUCCACGCGGCCCCACUCAGCUCGGCCCCGCAGAGGAGACCAGAGACUCCCGGAUGCUGGAGGGAGCCCGUCCACCUUCUGAAGAGUCAGUGGAGUUGAACGCCGUGAACUCUCUCCUGGCGGCAGAGGAGGAGGAGGAGGAGGACGACGAGGAGCCGCCGAGAAUCCUCCUGUACCGCGAACCACGUUCGUUUGAAGUAGGAAUGCUAGUCUGGCUUAAAUACCAAAAAUACCCCUUCUGGCCCGCAGUGGUCAAAAGCGUCAGGCGAAGAGAUAAGAAAGCGAGUGUGCUUUUCAUUGAAGGAAACAUGAACCCCAAAGGGAGAGGCAUCACGGUGUCUCUUCGGCGAUUGAAGCACUUUGAUUGUAAAGAAAAGCAGGCACUUCUGGACGAGGCCAAGGAGGACUUCGACCAGGCCAUCGGCUGGUGCGUCUCCCUCAUCACCGACUACAGGGUCCGGCUUGGCUGUGGUUCCUUCGCUGGCUCUUUCCUGGAAUACUACGCGGCUGAUAUAAGCUCCCCCGUCCGCAAGUCCAUCCAGCGGGAUGUCCAGGGGACCAGGUUCCCCCCGCUCAGCGGGGUGGGCCCCGAGGAGGCCUCGGCAGGGAGCCCGCGGGACAGGAGGCCAGCCUGCAGGAAGGUCCUCCCUGACCGCUCGCGGGCCGCCCGGGACCGGGCCAACCAGAAGCUGGUGGAGUACAUCGUGAAGGCCCGGGGUGCCGAGAGCCACCUGCGCGCCAUCCUGAAGAACAGGAAGCCGUCCAGGUGGCUGAAGACGUUCCUGAGCUCCGGGCAGUACGUGACCUGUGUGGAGACGUAUCUGGAGGACGAGGAGCAGCUGGACCUGGUGGUGAAGUACCUGCAGGGGGUGUACCAAGAGGCGGGCAGCAGGCAGCUGGCACGUGGGCACAGAGACGGGAUCCGCUUCGUCCUGGAUGUGCUUCUGCCCGAGGCCAUCAUCUGCGCCAUUUCCGCAGUGGACGCUGUGGACUACAAGACGGCCGAGGAGAAGUACAUACGGGGACCUUCGCUCAGCUACCGGGAAAAAGAAAUAUUUGAUACGCAGCUCCUGGAAGAAAGGAGCCGGCGAAGCUGAGGCCGGUGGAGGCAAGGCCCUGCGCUCUGGAGUACAGGCGGGCCGUCGGCCUCCUUGACGACUGCCACCUCUGUUUUCCUGGCUCUUGUGGAAGGUGCAGCUCCUGAAAGGGUUUGAAAGGACAGAGACUUUUUUUUUUUUUUUUUUUUAACUUUACAUCAUUACCUGUGACUGUACCGUGUAGGUUCACAGAAGGUGCACGUUUGUGUUUUAUGUUGAAAAGCACUGUACCCAACAUUAAACAGGAGCUUUAAAGACUGAUAUGAACGUACGGCUCCCGCAACAUCAAUGUAUUUUUUUCCGUUUGUUUCCCUCCUGUGUGUGGCUCCUCUUACGACGGCUCCUAAGUUUGCUGUGCCUCUGUUACAUGUUUUUGAGGCAAACCCGUGUUUGUAAGAGGCAGGACCCGAGACCCGCUGCUUUCCCGUGCCCUGGCCUCUGCUGGGACUGGUGCAGGAGAGCAGACAGACUGGCAGUCUUUCCAGCCUCUUUCCGCACGGCCCCCAUGUGGGUUUCUCCGCCCGGCCUUGUCACCGCGCAGCCAACUGUCCAGAUAGCUGUGAUGAUCCCACCGGGCUGCUGCGCCCGCCCGGCCCGGCCAAGGUCAUUGUGUGCACGGCCUGGGCCGUGAGGUCGCGGCCCGGCUUCUGUGGAAACCAGUCCUUUGUCUGGAAGCCCGAAGCACAGAUGGGUCCCCCGAUGCCUGAGCCUCCCAGGCUCAGGGCCU